Messenger RNA from Arabis nemorensis, 486 nucleotides. Lineage: Eukaryota; Viridiplantae; Streptophyta; Magnoliopsida; Brassicales; Brassicaceae. The record is from the annotation of a GenBank genome assembly.
AUGACACAACACCGCCUGCUAAUUAUGGUUCCACCUCAACAUUGCUCUUCGAUUCCGAUCAACCUCGGUUUCAGAAUAAAGAGGUCACCUCGGCUUCACGCCUUUUCCUAUCGAAAACUAGAGACAUCUCGUCACAAUCUUGCUUCUCCACCUCAUCUCCACGAUGAAUCACCUCGUAGCGUCACUCGCUUAGAUGUAAAAGAACUCAACCUUGCCGCGACCGAGGCAAAGUAUCCAAGCAAUCCCAACACCUCGGCUCUCCGACGUGAGUUCACCCAAUUACGGCUUCGUCUCUUCUUUCCGGCGCCCUUUCACGUCGACGUCGAACCAAUUCGCUUUGUUUCCACUUUCAACCUCGGUUUCGAGAAGAUGACUAUUCUCGUCUCUCCUCACCUCGGCUCACACUCUUCGCCUCGUCUCUUAUCUAUCUCGUCAACAACAAACCCGUCUUGCCUCAAAAUUCACCUCGGCUCGCAGUCGCUAUGA